This is a messenger RNA of Perca fluviatilis (European perch), 7023 nucleotides long. RefSeq names its product glutamate decarboxylase 2 (gene gad2). The record is from RefSeq and is a predicted model, not a curated record. Gene Ontology annotation, molecular function: glutamate decarboxylase activity; pyridoxal phosphate binding. Bases 295 to 2055 code for a protein of 586 amino acids. Gene Ontology annotation, biological process: GABA shunt. Gene Ontology annotation, cellular component: cytoplasm. The transcript is spliced from 17 exons. NCBI's taxonomy places the organism in Eukaryota, Metazoa, Chordata, Actinopteri, Perciformes, Percidae.
ACAGGGGAGAGGGACCAAUGCGCACCAAGUCUCCUCGCCGCUCCACUGCUUCCUCCACCAGGCGCUCAAUUAGAGCAGCCGGUCUCUAAGAAAUAGGUCUGCAAUUGCCGGCAGAUGCAUUAGUUGGCAUUCACUGUCUGUAUGGAGGCACAAAGCGUCUAUCGGAUGCACGGCUGGCUUUCCAGCAGUCGGAGAGCUCUGGUCAGAUUCAGCACUACAUCAGCUUUGGACAGCUCCGCGUGGAUGGGCUCUGUCGGUCUCCGUGUCUCCAGCAGCUCCUAACUACCGGCAAGAAUGGCAUCGCAGGGUUUCUGGUCUCUUGGCGGAGAUAAUGCGGGGGCCAAUAAUACCGGGAGUCAGAGCCCCAGUACACCCAGGGCUUGGUGCCAAGCGGCGGCCCAGAAAUUAUCCGGAGGAAUUGGAUCGAAAUUAUGUGCGCUGCUCAAUGUCGGGGAAGUGGAGAAGCCCGCCGAGCCGGCCGCCAAGCAGCCGCCGGAGACCGAGGCUGCUGGCACCUGCGGCUGCAACAAAUCGUGCAACUGCACCAAAGCUGCUGUGGUCUUCUCCGACCUCUAUUCAACAGACCUGUUACCUGCCAUGGACAGUGACGCCAAAACAAUGACCUUCCUGCAGGAAGUUGUGGAUAUUUUACUGGCCUACAUCGUGGAGUCUUUCGACCGGGACACGAAGGUUAUUGAUUUUCAUUAUCCCAACGAGCUGCUUCAGAUGAACAACUGGGAGCUGCAGGGCGAGCCGGCCUCUCUGGAUGAUAUCUUGAUCAGCUGUCGCGCUACUCUCAAAUACGCCAUCAAAACAGCCCACCCCAGGUACUUCAAUCAGCUCUCUACAGGAUUAGACAUGGUUGGGCUAGCAGCUGAUUGGCUAACAUCCACUGCCAACACCAAUAUGUUCACCUAUGAGGUGGCUCCUGUCUUUGUGCUGCUGGAAUACGUCACUCUGAAGAAGAUGAGGGAGAUCAUUGGCUGGCCGGAUGGGCGAGGAGAUGGCAUUUUCUCUCCUGGUGGGGCUAUUUCUAAUAUGUAUGCCAUGCUGCUGGCUCGCUUCAAGAUGUUUCCUGAAGUGAAGGAGAAAGGAAUGUCAUCGGUUCCCAGACUGGUGGCCUUCACAUCCGAACAUAGCCAUUUUUCAAUCAAAAAAGGUGCUGCAGCUCUUGGCAUCGGGACAGAGAGUGUGAUCUGCAUCAAAGCAGAUGAAAGUGGUAAAUUGAUCCCAGGUGACCUUGAGAAAAGAAUACUGGAGGCUAAACAGAAGGGUUUUGUUCCUUUCUUUGUAAGUGCAACUGCUGGAACAACAGUGUACGGAGCUUUUGACCCUCUCAUCGCCAUUUCUGACAUCUGCAAAAAGUACAACAUCUGGAUGCACGUUGAUGGUGCGUGGGGAGGAAGUCUCCUCAUGUCCCGGAGACACAGGUGGAAGCUGGAUGGAGUUGAGAGGGCCAAUUCAGUAACAUGGAACCCACACAAGAUGAUGUCAGUCCCUCUGCAGUGUUCAGCCCUGCUGGUCAGAGAGGAGGGUUUGAUGCAGAACUGCAACCAGAUGCACGCCUGCUACCUGUUCCAGCAGGACAAACACUACGACCUGUCCUACGACACCGGAGACAAAGCGCUGCAGUGUGGACGCCACGUAGACAUCUUCAAGUUGUGGCUCAUGUGGAGAGCUAAGGGCACCAUUGGGUUUGAGGCUCAGAUUGACAAGUGUUUGGAGCUGUCGGAGUACCUCUACAACAAGAUCAAAGACAGAGAAGGAUAUGAGAUGGUCUUUGAUGGGAAACCUCAGCACACCAACGUCUGCUUCUGGUACCUCCCUCCUGGGAUCCGCUACAUGGAGGAUAAAGAGGAGAGAAAGAAACACUUGCACAAGGUGGCUCCAGUGAUAAAGGCCAGGAUGAUGGAGUACGGGACAACCAUGGUCAGCUACCAACCACAAGGAGACAAGGUCAACUUUUUCCGCAUGGUGAUCUCAAAUCCCGCUGCUACCUUCCAGGACAUCGACUUUCUUAUUGAGGAGAUUGAACGACUCGGCCUGGAUCUAUAAGACUCAUCUCACCAAGUCCUCCUGUACUUUUCCCCUUGAAGGAUGAAUUGUUUGUCGUGAAUGUACUGGUAAACUUUUUAUUUUCUCUCUCUUUCCUCCAAAGUCACAUAUUUAAGAGUAUAUUUGAGGAAAAAAAGAUCUACAGAUAUAUCCAUACAUUAUGUAUUGUAGCUUUGCCGUGGACUAACUUGGUCCAAAGCUAUGUAAAAGUGCUUCUGUCUGCCUUUCCUAUAGUGUAGUAGAUUUCAGAGUAGUGGAAGUGAUGUAACUUUAUAUGUACUUUUUGUGAUAUGAAAUGCUUGUGCAAUAGGUCGAUGAGGAAGAGUUUUAUUUUAAUUUUAUUUAUAAUUUAAUUAUUACUCAUUUGCCGAGUAUGUUGCCAAACGUGGUUGUGUUCUAUUGUAACUUUACAUUUUAAACUUCUGGUUUAAAACAAAAAAAGCACUUCACCUUACCUCAGCUUAAUCAACUGCCUUUACGUCUGCACAUACUACUCCAAGCAGUGAUCUUUGGACAAUAUUCUCUUGACUGGUGAUGCAUAGCAGCAUGUUAAAGAAAUAUCCAUACCAGAACAGGCCGUCAUAGGGAUUUUGAAAUAUGUACAAAAUAAGGCAUUUCCAUCAUAAUUACACAACAGCAAAGUCAAUUCAAAGCAUUUAUUAAGGCGUGUGGUUCCAUCGUGCAUCACAUCGGCUUUUGACAGUUUGGUCUGCAGCUUAUGAUGCUAAUUUAAUAUCACAGCUUAUUACUUCUAAUACUUUCUACUCUUUUUACACACACACUUCUUUCUAGUGUAAUUAAGGUGGUAAAGGCUUGUUGAACCCAUUUUGUUUGAUGCCACCAGCUACAUGUACAUAUAAAAAUGGAUACCAUUUCCAACCAGGCUGUGUAUUUAGCUGUGCUGAGUGUGCUUUACAUGUUGUAGUGAUGAUCUAAAAUGAGAGUACUAACAUUACAAGAGUAUUACAAGAGGUAACGUUACCAUUUUCUUUAUUUGAAACCACAUUUUUGCUACGAUUAACCAAUAUUUGUUUAGCCAUUCAAAAUAUUUGGAGUUUUUAAUUGCCUCUCUUUAUAUUAGUAUUAAUUGUUAGUGGCGGAGUCUGCCUUUACCAACCGGAAUUCAAAUUGCAUAACCCACGCACAAGGGGACAUUUAAUUUGACCUAAUGGAUCAAAUUGUGAUAACACAAAGUAUCAUGUCAGAGUGUGUGGCACUCAAAACUAAUUUAGUCAUCAUCUUGUUUUUUGUGGAAUUAUUGUGUAUGAGAAGCAAGGCUGGAUCACCAACUGGGCAAAUUGGUUAACUGCCAAGGGGCCCCAGGCCCUGAGGGGCCACCAAAGUGCUGAGUUUACUGCACGUCAACUGGUUUUGAUUAAUCGCAAAUUUGCCAAAUUUAAGAACAAUGUCAACAUGCCCUGCAUUCUUAGCAAAGCUUGUGGCCAUGUCUUCUAAAGUCGCGUUUCCACAAAGCAGUCGAGUUCAGUCCGGUCCAGUUAAGUUCGUUAAAGUUAUGGAUAGUACCUGGUCCUUUUUUUGGUACCACCUCGGUCGAGGUUCCAAGCGAGCUGAACCAAUACUAAAAGGUGGAGUUAAAACAAUGCAGACCAAUGAUUGGUCAGAGGGAAUCCUCACAAGUGCGACACGCGACAUCAUGCACAAACCCCACCUACCAAAGAGCGGUAGGUGGGGGUCAGUAGCGGCCCAACAGCACAUUCUUGCCCCUGGGCCUACUGAUGAAUCGAUCCAGCCAUGAUGGGAGGCUUUUGGGGCCAGUGGGCAUCACAUGACAAGCAAAACCGACUGUGGCCACAACUCCAAAAUCCCCUUGCAGCCCAUCAUUGUGCCUAUCGGCUCUGUCACACACUUGCUGUUAUCACAAUACAAUUUUAAGGAUUAGAACUUUAAAGUUGUAAAUCGUCUCAUCUACAGUAACAUGACAAGAAAAGCUAUUUGUCAGGGGUGUUUUUGGAUGAGCAACUAAAGAAAGAUCGAGGAUCUUACGAAAACUGGGAACGGGGCAAGAAUGGUGUUUUGUCUGAAUAUUGGAACUUCACCAGACCUACUGCAUACCUGACAUCACUUGCACUAAAUCAUCGGGGAAGGACGAGCGUUCCUUAGCUUUGCAACUGAGAUUCCUUCUUAAUUCAUUCACAAGCAAUAUUCGAGAAUGGGUCCAAUCUAUAUACCCUGCACAAUAUCAAAAGAAACGGUGAAUUGAAGUGUACAAUAGUUAACGAUAAUCAAGUUUGCUACUAGUUAGCCAAAAACUAAAAACAUGCUUACGGUAGGCAGGUUAGUUGAUGGAAUGUGAACCCUGAUUGAACAAGCAGAGGUUCUGUAGCAUUUUCAUUAGAAGUUAGAAAAGCACAAUUUGCUCAACACGGUCGCUCAGUGUACAAUCACUUUUGAUCAUAGAUUGUAAAUAGUAUUUCAAGAUGUCCUAAGUACAUAUCUUUGUGUAUACAUAAGUGUAUAUAAGACAUAUAACCAGAGACUAUUUGUGAGGUAAAGUUAUUCAUAUUUUCUCUAUCUCCAAUAUAGAUUACCUGUAUUUUCAUCCUGUUUGUCCAAAAGGCUUUUUUCCUCUGUGUGUGUGUGUAUGUGUGUAUGUGUGUGUGUGCGUGCGUGCGUGUGUAUGCGUGUGUGUGCGUGUGUGUGUGCGUGUAUAUGUACAGUACAGUAUGUAUGUCAGAUACUUGACUUGGUUUGUGGCUCUUCUAGCUAUUUCAAGGAAAACGUGUUUCAGUGACAUGGCUUUAAAGAAACCUACCAGAUUUCACUUCGAAUUAACUCGGUGAUUGGAUUUUAAGUGAAUAUGCAAAGCCAUUUUGACUCUGAAGCCCUGUGUUUUUUGUGCACAAAGUAAAUACUUGACGGUAUGUCAACGUGCCAAUGUGUACCUUAGUGUGUUUGUAACUGUGUUGCCUUAGUAUAAAUUUGGCAGUAUUGUCUAGUUUUCCUCCAAAGAGGAGGUUGUGCACUUUAGAGUAUACUACAUGACCUAAUAACGUGCAAUGUCCAAUGGUUGUUCAUAAGUUGAUGUUAAAAAAAAAAGAAAAGAAAAUAUCCUCAAAAAUGUAACUUAAGCUCUUUGGUCUGAAUGUGACUUGAAUCAAGGGUCUGUUGGAAAUCAAAGCAUUUAAUUUUUUGCAGUGUAUUGUAUUAUAAUAUAUAUAAGUUUUAGUGUAUUACGUCCUAACAGAGAUUAGCCUCCAAACCAUACGACCACAUAGGUCGGUUGUUCCUACCCUCUAAUACAGUGGUUCUCAACCUUUUUGGUCGUCCCCAACCAUGUUGCGACCCCCACAAAAUUAUCUCGCCACCCUUUUGGUCCCGACCCCCAGGUUGAGAACCACUGCUCUAAUACUACCAAUGGGAGCCUUUCCUAAUUUGGCCCCCCCAAGCAGUUUUAAACAUGUGAAACAGUUGCACUUUGGUUAGGUUUAGGCACAAAAACGACUUGGUUAGGUUUAGAAGAGGAUCGAGGUUUGGGUUUAAAUCAGUACAUUUGUUACGUUACUUCAUGUCAUGCGUUCGUUCAUGAGGUGAUUACGCAUGUGAUGGAGAACGUGAUGUCAUUCCGUUUGUUAUGUAAAGUUGAAAUGACCCAUUGUUUACUUUUAUUUUUAAACGGGACACGAACACCAGUCUCCUGGGUAAAAGUCCUAUUUGUUUAACCCUUCCACCUGUCCACCCUUAACAGACUUCCGUCUUAAUACCACAUUACAUGACUUCCUGCUUUGCUGUCGUCAUAAUUACUAUGGCCUUUAGAGGGCGGAGACUAACAUUGAAACAUAAAUGGGUUGUAAUUGCUGCUUGUACAAAUGACCUAUGGGGCCGUUUUUUGGGGGGAGGACAGUCUCAGAGUUUAACACACUUUUAAGAUUUAUUAAUCCAAAUUCUGUUUCCAGAUAAAAUUGGCGUACACACUGUGACACAGACGACAUCAGAUUUAUUACAACGACACAGGAAUCUCGCUACGGUGGUCUCGGAAAGCCAGACAUUUUCUUCUCUUGUUGCUGCUGCUGCUAGACUUGCUUCCUUUGCACGUGCAUGCACUGCCUUGCCUAUCCAGCUUGUUUGAUAUCUCCUAUCCUAUAUAUCUAUUUCUAUAUAUAUACAUAUAUACAUAUAUAAAGUCUGUGUAGCUCCUGUAAUUAGCUUUAGUGUCCGACGUAUAGCUUUAGCCUGUAGAUCAGUGCACUGUCGCUCUAGCCUUUACAUGUGAUUCUAUGUCUUGGGCUUCCUGUAAAGUUUCUCCGUGCCGCAAGCAUGCUAACCCCGCCAAGCAUUGUAUUCCUCUCCGCGCUUGAUCUGACUAUCUCUAUCCUCUGUCUUUUCUUCCUCUGCUUGAAGACUGUCGCAGCUCAGAACGUAGAGUAUUAUAUCUAUAUAUGUGUAGUCCCUCAGCAUGUCUCUAUGAAAGCUUUUCUCUGCUCUGCAACUUUUCGACCUUUUCUCUCUUUCUCUUCCGCUUCGCUCUCUGGUAGCAGUGACGACGUAUCCUCGUGCGCUUUCCUCUUAACGUUUCUCGGCUGCCCGCUGUCGUUCCGUCUGUGUGUCUGAGAUGGUGUGUUGACUCGUGUCAUGGUACAAUAACUGUCACUGGUUCUGAUUUUGUUUCACCAAGGCCCUUGACUCUAUGGGAUGUAUGAGAAACAGAAUCAACAGGAUUUAGAAUUGAUUGUCCAAAAACUUUGUCCAAUGUCCAAUGCAAUGUUGUUAGCUUUCAUCACACAAGUAUAGAAACAAAUACCCUGGUUUCUUGCUUAUGGGAAAUAUUGUUUGUUUAUGAGAAUAAUUACAAUCCCUAGUACUCAGAGUGCAGUUCACUUUCACUAAAUAUGGUAUGAUUUUGAAUCAUAUAUUCUGCAAACUGCUGUGCUAGCUUCUCUCAAACAUUAAUUUUGUCCUGAACUAUAUGUUACUAUUGAGAAAGUAGAAAUAAAUAUUGGUCAAAACAAA